CGCACCGUCCUCACCCCCCGUCUCUUGCCCACUGGGGCGCGCGGGGAGGCCGAGAGGAAUCGGUCUCAGGCCUGUCUGGACCCUUGGUGCUGCGGUGGAAGUGAGCAUCUAAGUCUUGUGUAUGGCGUGGUUAAGGUUGCAGCCUCUCACCUCUGCCUUCCUCCAUUUUGGGCUGGUUACUUUUGUGCUCUUUCUGAAUGGUCUUCGGGCAGAGGCUGGUGGCUUGCAAGAUGUGGCCAGCACAGGGCCGAACAAUGAGUCCUGUUCAGGGUCGUCGGAGUGCAAAGAGGGGGUCAUCUUACCCAUCUGGUAUCCAGAGAACCCUUCCCUGGGGGACAAGAUUGCCAGGGUCAUCGUCUAUUUCGUGGCCCUGAUAUACAUGUUCCUUGGGGUGUCCAUCAUUGCUGACCGCUUCAUGGCAUCUAUUGAAGUCAUCACCUCUCAAGAGAGGGAGGUGACCAUCAAAAAGCCCAAUGGAGAGACCACCACAACGACGAUUCGGGUCUGGAAUGAGACUGUUUCUAACCUGACCCUGAUGGCCCUGGGUUCUUCUGCUCCAGAGAUUCUGCUUUCUUUAAUUGAGGUGUGCGGCCAUGGGUUCAUUGCUGGUGACCUGGGACCUUCUACCAUCGUAGGCAGUGCAGCCUUCAACAUGUUCAUCAUUAUUGGUAUCUGCGUCUACGUGAUCCCUGAUGGAGAGACUCGCAAAAUCAAGCACCUGCGAGUCUUCUUUGUCACUGCUGCUUGGAGUAUCUUUGCCUAUAUCUGGCUCUAUAUGAUCCUGGCAGUCUUCUCUCCCGGGGUGGUCCAAGUUUGGGAAGGCCUCCUCACUCUCUUCUUCUUUCCAGUGUGUGUCCUUCUGGCCUGGGUGGCAGAUAAACGACUGCUCUUCUACAAGUACAUGCACAAAAAAUACCGCACAGAUAAACACCGAGGGAUUAUCAUAGAGACGGAGGGUGACCACCCGAAGGGCAUUGAGAUGGAUGGGAAAAUGCUGAAUUCCCACUUCCUAGAUGGGAACCUCGUGCCCUUGGAAGGGAAGGAGGUGGAUGAGUCUCGCAGGGAGAUGAUCCGUAUUCUCAAGGAUCUGAAACAAAAACACCCAGAGAAGGACUUAGAUCAGCUGGUAGAGAUGGCCAAUUACUAUGCUCUUUCCCACCAACAGAAGAGCCGCGCCUUCUACCGGAUCCAAGCCACCCGAAUGAUGACCGGUGCAGGCAAUAUCUUGAAGAAGCAUGCGGCAGAGCAAGCCAAGAAGACUUCCAGUAUGAGCGAGGUGCACACCGAUGAGCCCGAGGACUUUGUCUCCAAGGUCUUCUUUGACCCGUGUUCUUAUCAGUGCUUGGAGAACUGUGGGGCUGUACUCCUGACUGUGGUGAGGAAAGGAGGAGACAUGUCCAGAACCAUGUAUGUGGACUACAAAACAGAAGACGGUUCUGCCAAUGCAGGAGCUGACUACGAGUUCACAGAGGGCACUGUGGUUCUGAAGCCAGGAGAGACCCAGAAGGAGUUCUCCGUGGGCAUCAUUGACGAUGACAUUUUUGAAGAGGAUGAACACUUUUUUGUGAGGCUGAGCAAUGUCCGAGUAGAAGAGGAACAAGUGGAGGAGGGAAUGCCUCCCAUCAUGCUCAACAGUCUUCCCUUGCCUCGGGCCAUUCUCGCUUCCCCUUGUGUGGCCACGGUUACCAUCUUGGAUGAUGACCAUGCGGGCAUCUUCACUUUUGAAUGUGAUACCAUUCAUGUCAGUGAAAGUAUUGGUGUUAUGGAGGUCAAGGUUCUGCGGACCUCUGGUGCUCGGGGCACAGUCAUCAUCCCUUUUAGGACAGUGGAAGGGACAGCCAAGGGUGGUGGUGAGGACUUUGAAGACGCAUAUGGGGAGCUGGAAUUCAAGAAUGAUGAAACAGUGAAAACCAUAAGGGUUAAAAUAGUAGAUGAGGAGGAAUACGAAAGGCAAGAGAAUUUCUUCAUUGCCCUUGGUGAACCGAAAUGGAUGGAACGUGGAAUAUCAGAGGUAACAGACAGGAAGCUGACUGUGGAGGAAGAGGAGGCCAAGAGGAUAGCAGAGAUGGGAAAACCAGUCUUGGGAGAACAUCCCAAACUAGAGGUCAUCAUUGAAGAAUCCUAUGAGUUCAAGACUACAGUGGACAAACUGAUAAAGAAGACAAAUCUAGCCUUGGUUGUGGGAACUCAUUCCUGGAGGGACCAGUUCAUGGAGGCAAUCACAGUCAGUGCAGCAGGGGAAGAGGAUGAAGAUGAAUCAGGGGAGGAGAGGCUGCCAUCUUGCUUUGACUAUGUCAUGCACUUCCUGACGGUCUUCUGGAAGGUGCUAUUUGCCUGUGUGCCCCCCACCGAGUACUGCCAUGGCUGGGCCUGUUUCGUCGUCUCCAUCCUCAUCAUCGGCAUGCUCACCGCCAUCAUUGGGGACCUGGCCUCUCACUUUGGCUGCACUAUUGGUCUCAAGGAUUCAGUCACUGCUGUUAUUUUUGUGGCAUUUGGCACCUCUGUACCAGAUACAUUUGCCAGCAAAGCUGCUGCCCUGCAGGACGUGUACGCCGAUGCCUCCAUUGGCAACGUCACAGGCAGCAAUGCCGUCAAUGUCUUCCUGGGUAUUGGCCUGGCCUGGUCCGUGGCUGCCAUCUACUGGGCCCUGCAGGGACAGGAAUUCCACGUGUCAGCGGGCACACUGGCCUUCUCCGUCACUCUCUUCACCAUCUUUGCAUUUGUGUGCAUCAGUGUGCUCUUGUACCGACGGCGACCCCACUUGGGCGGGGAGCUCGGAGGCCCUCAUGGCUGCAAGCUUGCCACGACGUGGCUCUUUGUGAGCCUGUGGCUCCUCUACAUACUCUUUGCCACCCUGGAAGCCUAUUGCUACAUCAAAGGGUUCUGAGCCACCAAAAAAGGCCUCCUACAGGGCAGGCCCAGGACUUCUCCUAAGAGAAGGGCACUUCCACACCAGUCCCUGGGCCAGGGUGAGCAGCCCUGGAGAGGCAGCAUCAGAACUCGAGCCCCAGGAACUUCACCUGACCUAGGCCCUGGCAGUCACCAAAAGGGCAAGUCUUAAUCAAGCAGAAUGGAGGAAACACCCACUUUCCAAAGUAUUUAAUUAACUACAAACCAACCACAGCAACAAAUCCACCUCUACUCCAUCCUUUCCCUCAUGUCCUUGACCCAUAGCCAAGGUCAAACCCUCUCCUGUCCCACCUUCCAACUGUUCCUUUGUCUCUAGUUUCUCUGAGGGCAGGAUGCCUCCUCCUGUCUCCAAUGCGACACAUUGUGAUUCUCUCAUUCAGCUGAGAAUGAAUCAUCUCCACGUGGCUGGUCUAGAUGUUCUUUUUGUUGUAAUCAUUCUUGUGCUUGCUUUUGUUUUUCCAUCAGGUUUUGCUUAUUGCCUUCUUUCUGAUGUCAGCAACAAAGAUGCCACUGAAGGAACUUCAGAAAUGAGCCAACAGAUAGAGGCAUGAACUUUCAGACA
Messenger RNA from Dipodomys spectabilis (banner-tailed kangaroo rat), 3472 nucleotides. It is a transcript of the gene Slc8a3, whose product is annotated as solute carrier family 8 member A3. Gene Ontology annotation, molecular function: calcium:sodium antiporter activity. Gene Ontology annotation, cellular component: axon; postsynapse; sarcolemma. NCBI's taxonomy places the organism in Eukaryota, Metazoa, Chordata, Mammalia, Rodentia, Heteromyidae. The coding region runs from base 122 to 2887 and encodes 921 amino acids. The record is from RefSeq and is a predicted model, not a curated record. Gene Ontology annotation, biological process: calcium ion import across plasma membrane; cell communication; sodium ion transmembrane transport. The transcript has 7 exons.